Messenger RNA from Arachis ipaensis, 619 nucleotides. Lineage: Eukaryota; Viridiplantae; Streptophyta; Magnoliopsida; Fabales; Fabaceae. The record is from RefSeq and is a predicted model, not a curated record.
AUACGGGUUAUUAGCUUAGCAUCCUCAUCAUAUACAUAUAAUAAAGGAAAUAAUAAUUAUUACUUGAACUUAAUUAAUUACCAAAAUGGAUGUUGUUUUCAUCAAGAAAAGGUUCAUUAUGAUUGCCUUAUUGUGUAUUGGCAAGGUACCGUUCUAUGUGACUACAUGUCCAAAAGCCGAGUCCAUUGUCAAGUCCAUGGUUCAAUCCCAUCUUAACUCCGACCCUGCUCUAGCUGCUGGCUUACUCAGUAUGCACUUCCAUGAUUGCUUUGUCCAAGGUUGUGACGCUUCUGUCCUCGUUACCGGCUCUGCCACCGAGAAAACAGCAUUUGCAAACCUCGGACUUAGAAGAUUCGAGGUCAUUGAUGACCCAAAGACACAACUCGAGGCUGCAUGUCCUGGCGUUGUGUCUUGCGCCGAUAUUGUUGCCCUUGCUGCUCGCGACUCCGUCCUCCUGAGCGGUGGAUUGAGUUGGCAAGUGCCUACCGGACGUAAAGAUGGUCGUGUGUCACAAGUUUCGGAUGUUAACAACUUGCCUGCACCUACGGACUCUGUUGAUGUUCAAAAACAGAAGUUUGCAGCAAAGGGCCUCAACACAAAGACCUCAUUACCUUUGUAG